This is a messenger RNA of Coccinella septempunctata (seven-spotted ladybird), 1331 nucleotides long. RefSeq names its product testicular acid phosphatase homolog. Bases 90 to 1226 code for a protein of 378 amino acids. The record is from RefSeq and is a predicted model, not a curated record. Gene Ontology annotation, molecular function: phosphatase activity. Gene Ontology annotation, biological process: dephosphorylation. The transcript is spliced from 3 exons. NCBI's taxonomy places the organism in Eukaryota, Metazoa, Arthropoda, Insecta, Coleoptera, Coccinellidae.
GACCGCAAAAUAAAUACGAUAAUUAAUACACUUACUCCAACGCCAGUUUUCAGAUGGUAAACCUGAUAUUUUCGUUUUACUAAAGUGUUAUGAUGUUUAAAACUAUUUGGUUGAUACCUUGCAUAUUUUUAUUCUCACCUUAUUUCACAAACUGUGAUAAAUUGUUGGCUGUCACUUCGCUUGUGCGUCAUGGGGAAAGGUUAGGAUCUUACGAAGGGUUUGAUCCGAAUGAUCCUAAUAUUGAUAUCAGAAUGGAGAACCCAUCGGAUCAGUUACUCAAUCUAGGAGUCGAGGAGCUCUACAACGUUGGGCUGUGGCUGAGGCACCACUACUCCGACUUCCUCAGGCUCAAAUACGACCCCAAAGAGAUCUACGUACAGUCGAUCGAUUUCGAUAGGUGUCUGAUGUCAGCAGGUGCUUUAUUAGCCGGUCUUUACCCACCUGUCGGAGACGAAGUGUGGAACAGGAACAUACCAUGGCAACCGGUUCCAAUACACACGACGCCGAAUAAGGUCGAUAUUCUGCUGCAAUGGAGUGCUUGUCCAUACUACACCAUACAAUCCAGGAAAGCGUUAGAGUUACAAAAGAAAAUAUCGGAGGAGAACGCUGAACUUUUCAAAUUUCUCACUGAAAAAACCGGAUCCCCGAUGAAUCUCAGCAGUACGCUGUUGCUGUACAACGUAUUGGAGGGAGAGAAGCUGAUAAAUCUCACGUUACCCUUAUGGACGCAUGGCGUAAUCAGAGACAUCAAACCAUUGGUAGAAGUCAGCUUUGUCGUGGACACGAUCGACAAGAGGCUAAAAAUUUUGAGGGCCGGUCCCUUGGUGCACAGGCUGUUGGAGCAGUUCGACAGGGCCAUAUCCGGGAAGAAGUUCGGAACGACGGACGAUAUUUACAGAAAAAUGAUGCUGUACUCCACCGCAGAUAUGACCGUCUAUUAUCUGGCGGACAGUUUGAACGUCGACAAUUUCGGUAUAGUCAAUUACGGUUUCAGCAUCUACUUCGAACUGUGGGAGGCCGAUAACGGAACGCACUACGUGGACGUUUUUUUCAGGAAUUCCACGGACGUGUAUGCCCCUUCGCAUCCAGGCAGGGUGAGAGGGUACGGUAGCACCUUGAGCUUCAGCGCGUUCAAGGAGAUGGCGGGAAGGGUGAGCAUAAACAUCACCGAUUGGUUUAGCUUCUGUAAGAAUCUGCUGAAAAGCGAAAACUCCACGAGGCAGUGAGAGUAAAAGGGAGAAAUACUGUCUGUAAUUUGAAGGAAUUUUCAUAGUGAAAUAUGAAGUGUCCGCUACUCUGAUCAAUAUAAAAAUACAUCUUUUUUACGAAAA